AUGACUCAAACGCAGGCAGUUCUGGCUGCACUGCUCUUCUUCCUAAUGAGUCUGGUUGAAGGAGCAGCUUACAACAUGGUGAGCGUGGAGGCUGGUCAUGAGGCUGUGUUGAGUUGCCCUUAUACCUUCGAGGUGCCUUUGCUGAUGGUAAUAUGGAAGAUGAAAUGCAGCACUUGCUGCUUGUUUGCCUAUAGAAGUGAUCGCAUUGAGACAAGGAAGUUAAACUGCAGCGAGAGGGUGAUGUGGAAAUACUCACCUGACAGUGACCCUGCUCUUCGUAUUUACCCUGUGAACCUUGGUGAUGAGGGAAAUUACACCUGUGAAGUUGUCAGCAGUGCAGGGAAUUUUCUUUUCUUCUCUUCUCUGACUGUGAUAGUCCCUCCUACUGUGACUCUGACCAGUGAUACGAGCAGGGUGGCUGCAUGUCAUGCAUCUGUUGGAAAGCCAGCUGCUGACAUCUCCUGGAUCCCUGCAAGUAAUCACAGCACUGAGGAAGAAGUCCAUCACCUCAAUGGAACAGUGACCAGAGUGAGCUACAUAGGCUGGGUCAACAGCAUGCUUCCCACCGUCACCUGCCUGGUUACCCACCCAGCUAUAAACCAGACUCUCUUCUUAGACCUGUCAUACACUCGCUCCAGCCUUCCUUAUCUCCUGAUGGGAGGAUCAGCAGGUGUUGCUGCUGUCAGUGGUGUGACUUUAUGCUUGAUUUUCAGAUGCAGAGACCAAGACCUUCAGGUCCGUACCAUCACUUGCGAAACCAGAUGUGAUUGA
Molecule: messenger RNA, 771 nt
Organism: Chaetura pelagica (chimney swift)
Lineage: Eukaryota; Metazoa; Chordata; Aves; Apodiformes; Apodidae
Product: cell surface glycoprotein CD200 receptor 1-A-like
Exons: 5
Coding region: 1-771 (256 amino acids)
Biological process (GO): regulation of neuroinflammatory response
Cellular component (GO): external side of plasma membrane
Molecular function (GO): signaling receptor activity
Source: RefSeq, a predicted model, not a curated record